AUGCACACCACCACCGCUGCCAGCACGACGCAAGCAUUUCGCGCAGCGUCAAUACGCCGCCCCGCUUUCAUAAUAACUACGACUGCUGCUGCUGCGACGUUCCCCGCCAAACGGCGGUACCUUUCAGUAGUCCCCACGGCGAAGCUACUUAUUAACCAGACUGCCCGCCGUCCAUCGACGCCCCCCUCCCAAAUGAACUUCAACUUCUUCCGCAACUUCUUCUCCUCCCCCUCACCGCAAUCCGUCGCCAUGGCCUCCCAGAAAGCCCAGAAGCUCAUUGAUGAGAACGCCGUCGUGGUCUUCUCCAAGUCCUACUGCCCCUAUUGCAAGGCCACCAAGAGCCUGCUCAGCUCCCUGGACGCCGACUUCAAGGUUGUCGAGCUCGACGAAGAGUCUGACGGCAGCGCCGUGCAAGACGCUCUCCAGGAAAUCUCUGGCCAGCGCACCGUCCCCAACGUCUACAUCGCCAAGAAGCACAUUGGCGGCAACUCGGACGUGCAGAGCCUCAGCAGCUCCGGCAAGCUCAAGGCUCUCCUGACCGAGGCCGGCGCUCUCAAGGCGUAA
This is a messenger RNA of Cordyceps militaris CM01, 564 nucleotides long. Its product is annotated as glutaredoxin Grx1, putative. Gene Ontology annotation, cellular component: nucleus; cytoplasm. The record is from RefSeq and is a predicted model, not a curated record. Gene Ontology annotation, molecular function: glutathione disulfide oxidoreductase activity. The transcript has 3 exons. NCBI's taxonomy places the organism in Eukaryota, Fungi, Ascomycota, Sordariomycetes, Hypocreales, Cordycipitaceae. Bases 1 to 564 code for a protein of 187 amino acids. Gene Ontology annotation, biological process: cellular response to oxidative stress.